Messenger RNA from Chrysochloris asiatica (Cape golden mole), 927 nucleotides. RefSeq names its product NmrA-like family domain containing 1 (gene NMRAL1). The record is from RefSeq and is a predicted model, not a curated record. Lineage: Eukaryota; Metazoa; Chordata; Mammalia; Afrosoricida; Chrysochloridae. The transcript has 6 exons. Bases 1 to 927 code for a protein of 308 amino acids.
AUGGCGGACAAGAAGCUGGUGGUGGUGUUUGGAGCCACAGGUGCCCAGGGUGGCUCUGUGGCCCGGGCUCUCCUGGAGGACGGGACAUUCACAGUCCGAGUGGUGACUCGGAACCCUGGACAACAGGCAGCAAAGGCAUUGAAGCUACAAGGUGCAGAAGUGGUUCAGGGAGACCAGGAUGAUGAGGCCAGCAUGGAGCGGGCCCUGACCGGGGCCUACGCCACCUUCUUCGUGACCAACUACUGGGAGAACCUUAGCCAGGAGCAGGAGAUCAAGCAGGUGAGGGCAGACAGGGUUUUCAAGGCUGGAAUGCUGCUGGCUGACCUGGCCAAGCACCUGGGUCUUCGCUAUGUGGUCUACAGUGGUCUAGAGAACGUCAAGAAGCUGACGGGUGGGAAACUGGCCGUCGGCCACUUUGAUGGCAAAGGCGUGGUAGAGGAAUAUUUCCGGAACAUCGGCGUUCCCAUGACCAGUGUGCGGCUGGCCUGUUACUUCGAGAAUCUCUUAUCCUACUUCUUGCCCAGGAAGGCACCAGAUGGAAAGAGCUACCUGCUAAGCCUGCCCAUGGGUGACAUUCCUAUGGACGGGAUAGCUGUAGAGGACCUGGGUCCAGUGGUGCUGAGCUUACUGAAGACGCCCCAAGAGUACGUUGGCCAAGACAUCGGGCUCAGUACCUGCAGACACACUGCAGGGGAAUAUGCUGCCCUCCUCUCUCAACACAUUGGCCAGACUGUACACGAUGCCAAGACAACUCCAGAGGAAUAUGAGAAGCUUGGCUUCCCUGGGGCCCAGGAUCUGGCCAACAUGUUCCGUUUCUAUGCCAUGAAACCUGACCGCAACAUCGAAUUGACCCUGAGGCUUAACCCCAAGGCCAGGACCCUGAACCAGUGGCUGGAGCAACACAAAGGGGAUUUUGCCCGGCUGUGA